AGCAGUUCAGGGUGAAGUCAAGGUCCAGCUGAUUCUUUUUCUAUCCCUUGGGUAAAGUUUAGCCUCCAGACAAGGGAGAGAAGAAGUUAGGAUUUUCCAUAAACUUUGUGAAAGCUUUCCUUUAGAAUAGGUGGGGAUGACACCUGCCAAGAGAGAUUGGAAGUUAGCUCUUUAAUUGAGAACUUUUUCUUCUCCUUUUGUGGAUUUUUUUGUUUGUUUUAUCGUUAGUUUUACUCAUCCCCCUGUCUUGAAUCUUAUCCAGCUGGUUUGGCUUUGGGGGCUACGAAUAUGGCUGGAGAGUAAUAGAAUUACUUCACACGAUAGGUAUACUUUCCCCUAUGUUGUUCUCCUAUGAGAAUUGCUGCGGAACUUCUCCAGAGAAUUGUAAAAGGCUUAUAGCACACCAUUGCUGUUGUGGGGCCCUUUAAGAGGAUCCCUCCUUUGGUGGGGAAGGUGUGGCUCUCCAGAAGUUGCUGGACUGCAGUCCCCAUCAGCCCUAUCCAGCAUAGACAAAGUCUCUCUUCAUAGGGCUUUGUUUCCAGACCCCUGAUCAUCCUGGUUGCUCUCCUCUGAACACGCUCCAGCUUGACUGCAUCCUUCUUGAAGCGUGGUGCUCAGAACUGGAUGCAAUACUCAAAAGAUGAGUAUCCACUAACCAGUGCUGAUUAGAGGUACUGAUUAGAAGCAGUACCUUGCACAAUUUGGAAGCUAUACUUCUUUUACUGCACCAAAAUAGCAUUUGCUUUUUUUGCAGCCACAUCACACUGUUGGCUCAUAUUCAGCUUGUGAUCUACAACAAUUCUAAGACCUUUUUCACUUUUAGUAUUGCUGAGCCAAGUAUCCCCCAACUUGUAACUGUGCAUUUGGCUUCUUUUUCCUAGCUUUAGAACUUGGCAUUUAUCUUUAUUAAAUUUCAUUCUGUCACUUUCAGCCCAGGGCUCCAGCCUAUCAAGAUCACAUUGUAGUUUGUUUCUGUCUUCCAGGGCAUUAGCUAUCCCACCCGAUUUUGUGUCAUCUGCAAAUCUGAUAAACAUUCCCUGCACCUCCUCGUCCAAAUCAUUAAUAAAAAUGUUGAAGAGCACUGGGCCCAGGACUAUAUUAACAGUGAUGUUCUUGUGGUUUUUGUCGUAGAAGAAAGAAGUAGGGUUCAAAUGGUAGAAUUGGUUUAUAACGGGUCCCACUUCAAAAUGUUUGCGAAUCACUGCUGUGAGUGACGGUUUAGCAGAAACUGAAAGCUGCUUGAGAAGGAGACAAAGUCUGAAAGUAUUUGCAGCAAAGGGAACAAAGUCUUUUAACCUUGACUGAACCAUAUCAGUCAGGCGUAUUUUCCUGGAUUGCAUAUAGUUGUUAGAUGCACGUUAAUACAUGUAAAGCAAACCAGGCGAUGGGUUGAAUCCAGACUUAGACAUGUUUAGAGGACACCCAAUGAAAUAAACAAACUUAACUUAGUUAUGAUUAACUUAAGACCUAUUGACUUCAAUGGGUCUCCACUAGCAGAAGGUAAAUAACCCUGGACUCUUUGCCCUGUUGCUGAACUCUCAGAGGUGCAUAACUCAUGUGUGCUUAACUUCUUCUUACCUUGAUGCUUUGUCACUGGGGCUCCUCCUCAUUGUUGCUCACUUGUGUUUUUGAUACCCUCUCCAUUUGCCUUUGGCCCCUGAGAGCGCCUCCAAAAUGGGAUUUGGCUCUUGGGCUGAAAGAGUUCUAUAACCCAUUUGGAGAGCCAUGCUGUAGUCAGAGUAAAAAUACAAGGCUAGGCGGAUGAACAGUCUGACCCUGGUGUAAGGCAGCGUCCGAUGCAAAGGCAUUGGCUAAUCUCGUUAGUUGGAUGCAAAUGAACUGUGUAACUUUUCAUUCCAGGGUUAAGCUUGAAUUCAUUGUUCUCAUGCCCCGCCUCUUUCCAUGUGCUUUCAGGACCCCUUCAGAAGAUGAGUGGAGCUUGAACACUCAUGUGAGCAACCAUCCCUGCACACCAGUGGUCAUGCUUUUAGACUCCAUUGUCCGGAUAGAAUUCAUCUGGUAUUGGCUGGAUGAAAAUGGCAAGUGGAUUGAAUAUGGCAAAAGGCAGCCAAAGCACUGUGCUGCCACAAUAUCAUCACCUGAGCUGGAGGCUGCUUUUCUAGCUGACCACAGAGGAGUUGUCUUCUUUCAGGCUGGUACUCAGCUGUAUGAACUAAACUUCCAAGAGAUGGUUCAGAGGAACAUGUAUUACCAAACCCAGAGAAAAGUCUGCCGGUGGCCCAAGCUCGUGUUCUUUGGUGGUGGACGUGAAAGCACGCAGAGCCAUAGCUUUGAAUCCUCCCUUCCUUUCCACUUGUUUCCUUCCAGCUGGGACCCAUCAGCACUGCCUGACAUCGGCUAUAAGUUGGUGGAGAUCUCCAGUUCUUCUGAAGAGUAUCAUGAAAUUAAGGAACUGUUUGAGAAGACAAUGGAAGGCUACAUUAUCUAUAGACUCCAAAGGAUCCAGAACCCUUCUCUCUGGCAAGUCUUCCAGUGGCAGAGAGAUCAGAUGAAGAAGUUGAAUGGAGGGAAGGAAGUAGACGAAACACUCUUGUUCCAUGGCACAAGCACAUCCCAUCUCCAUGACAUCUGUGGGCAGAACUUUGACUGGAGGAUCUGUGGGACCCAUGGAACGCUGUAUGGAAAAGGAAGCUAUUUUGCCCGGGAUGCCAGUUACUCUCAUAGGUACUGCCAGUCGGACACCCGCAUCAAGACGAUGUUUAUAGCUAGAGUUCUGGUUGGAGAUUAUGUUCAAGGGAACGCAUCUUACCUUCGCCCUCCAUCUAGACCUAACCAGUCAAACCGUUUUUACGAUAGCUGUGUGGACAAUCUUCAGAACCCUUUCAUUUUUGUGAUUUUUGAGAAGUAUCAGAUUUACCCGGCGUAUAUAAUAGAGUAUGAGCAAGUAUCCCAUUGCGUGGUCAUGUAAAGGCAGCAAUUGUUUUUUAUUUGUUAGUUUGUUUUUUCAAAAAUAGGAUAUGUACUUCAAAUCUUUUAUGUAUAUAUAAACUUGAAAAUGUUCUUAUUUAAAAAAAAAACUGCUGUGAUUUUUAAUUCCCCCCCCCCCCACUUCUGGAUCUUACGAAUGUAAAAUACUACACAUUGGAGAACCCAAAUCCUUUCCUGGAUUAUUGUUGGUCUGGUUUCAUAAUCUAUGGUUAAGUAGAGCUGGUUAAAUGUUUUUGACUAAUGUUUACAAUUUGGUCCUAAAUUGAUUUUUCACAAAUACUUGAGAUGUUGAGUUGGGGGGGGGCGGGGGGGGGGCAGACUACGUGCACCUGUGCAAAGGCAGAAAAGCAGCUGCAGGCUCUUUCAUGAAAGAAAUCAUGGUUGCAGUAUAUCCACACCCACUAAGAGAAGUAUUCCUGUUCAGGGUCCCAGCCAUGCCUCUUUGAGAAUAUUAGAAGCUCUUAGGGGCUCAAGCAAGCCAAAUUAUGGCUUUUCUACAUGGGGCUGUUAAUCUGCUGCAUCUGUUUUCAAUUUCAGAUUUGAAGUCUGAGCACUACAUAAGCAUAUCCUUUCCUGCUUUUCUGCUACAUAACCUCUAGAUGGCAAUGCGGUACAGCAGAAUAGCACAAGUUUUCAAGUGGAAAAGGCAUUUCCUUUCACUUUCAGAAAUAAUAGCCUAUUUUCCCUGCUCUUAAAAGACUUGCGGCAAGUGCAAUUUACAAGCAUGAGCAAAACUGGAUAGUCAUGACAUUGUUUAAAGAACUCGUAAACAUCUGAAAGUAGGGAAUGGUGAAAGUAUGACACACACUUCUAAAGAAUUGAAACAUGCUGUAUAAAUGCUAAGCUAGGGUGACCAUAUUUGGGAAACCAAAAAAGAGGACACCUGGUGUGUGUGUGGGGAAGCAGCUUUCUGAGUCCUGCAGAAAGUACGUUAUUCCCCCGCCACCUUAAAGAACCCGAUUGGAGUGGAGGAGGGGAAAGGAUUUAAUUCUGCACCACCACCAUCCACUCCAAUUGGGGCCUUUUCUAUAAUGUCCAUGAAUGACCCACUUUCCCCUUUAAGACCUCAAUUGGAGCUCGGGGUGGGGGAAUGAUGUGCCUCAAGAAAGCAUGUCAUUCCCUCCUGCCAUGCUAAUGGCAGCCUUAAAGAGGAAGGUGUGUCAUUCCAGGACAUUAUUGAAAAUUAUAGAAAAUCCCCCCCGACACCAUGGAAAGAACAAAAACCAGGACAAAUCCGGGGAAAUCCUGACAGUUGGUCACCCUAGCUAAGCCAUUUUAAAUAACAUGACUUAUGGUGAUAUGCCAGCACAACUCUUGGAAGGACUUAUCCUGAGUGUUCAUACAUUGGACCAGCAAGUCUGGAGCUAAGUUGUUCAAGUAACAGCAUUUUUCUGCUCUCUAAAUUGUAAUAUUGGCCUCAAGCUAUUGUUCUAAGGUUUCAUGUUUGCAAAAUGUGAUUAGCUUUAUAAAUUAUUUCAUUACAACUUUUGGAACUGUGCUUUGUUCCUCCCAUCUGAAAAGAGUAAUUUUUGCCAUUUUCCCCUCCCAAAUAAUGGCAUGUCUAGCACAUCUUUAUUUCAGGUUUUUUUUUUUAAAAAAAGUGUGAUACUUUAUUUUCACCAGUUUGCUGUGAUAUAUAAUAAACUCAAUGUCUCCCUCUUGCUCUUGUAACUGAGUGAGAAGCUGAUGUUCUCUUUUAGUAUGCAAACCCCUUCGAAGUGUUCCUUUAAGCAAAUUCCCAGAGGCCUCUUAUAGAACUGGCAGUUCUUAAAUAACAUCAAGGCCCCAAAUGAAGCCAAGACAGACCAUUGGGUAGCAGCAGGGCUCCUACUGUACUUGCAAGUAUGAAGCAGAGCCAUGCAGCACAUGAUAUGGCAUCCAGUGUGGUUCUGUGGCCCAUGCCGGACGUGGAAGUGCAGCCAAUUCCAGAUCUUUGCUAUGUACCUAUGUCUUCUUGACCCAUGUCUCACUCACAUAUUAUCAGCUAAGUACCUAAUUGUACAUGACUAGAAAUAGACCAGGCCUACAGAGGUUACAGUACAACAGACUGUUGACUUCAUUCUAAAGGGAAAGCAAAUAUGGCAUUGGGCCUCUAUACAAACAGCAUAAUAUGAGCAAAGGUGCCAAAGAAACCUAACAUUGGGAACAUUCUGAUCUAGGAGAUGAUCACAUUAUUUUUUUAAAAAAAAAAUCACAUCCAGCUUUCUUUUGAGUAAUUGCCAUCC
Molecule: messenger RNA, 5174 nt
Organism: Elgaria multicarinata webbii
Lineage: Eukaryota; Metazoa; Chordata; Lepidosauria; Squamata; Anguidae
Product: protein mono-ADP-ribosyltransferase PARP12-like
Exons: 9
Coding region: 1829-2929 (366 amino acids)
Biological process (GO): positive regulation of type I interferon production; response to virus; positive regulation of mRNA catabolic process
Cellular component (GO): nucleus
Molecular function (GO): RNA binding; NAD+ poly-ADP-ribosyltransferase activity; NAD+-protein mono-ADP-ribosyltransferase activity
Source: RefSeq, a predicted model, not a curated record